Molecule: messenger RNA, 2458 nt
Organism: Gymnodraco acuticeps
Lineage: Eukaryota; Metazoa; Chordata; Actinopteri; Perciformes; Bathydraconidae
Gene: kcnk13b
Product: potassium channel, subfamily K, member 13b
Exons: 3
Coding region: 205-1464 (419 amino acids)
Biological process (GO): stabilization of membrane potential; potassium ion transmembrane transport
Cellular component (GO): membrane
Molecular function (GO): potassium ion leak channel activity
Source: RefSeq, a predicted model, not a curated record
UGGACUUGGGCUGCAUAUAAUCUCAUUAGCAAAAUGCCACAUCAACCGCCUCGGGACAACUCCAUAUAUAAGAAUGUAAUCUUAUUGCGCUGUACUUUUCUGUCGUAAAAAAAAAACACCUGUUUAUUCCGAGGACGGUGCGUUUUUAUUCCUGAACACCAUGCCACCUCACAUGAGCUGCACCACGCUGACAACAGCUACAUAAUGGCAUGUAGGAGCGGCUCCGGUCCAAUAAACGAGGAUAACGCAAGGUUCCUGCUGCUGGCAUUGUUCAUCAUCAUCUAUCUCCUCUGUGGGGCCGCAGUCUUCUCCGCGCUGGAGCAGCCAAAAGAGCGAGAGGCGAACGAGCGCUGGGAGCAGAGGUUCGAGCAUUUCAGCCAGAAGUACAACCUGAGUAAGAAAGACCUAAACAACUUCCUGAGGAACUACGAGGAGGCGAACGUGGCGGGGAUCCGCGUGGACACAAUCCGACCUCGAUGGGACUUCACCGGCGCGUUUUAUUUCGUGGGGACGGUGGUGUCAACAAUUGGGUUCGGUAUGACCACUCCUGCCACCAUUGGAGGAAAAGUCUUCUUGAUGUUCUACGGCCUGCUCGGCUGCGCUGCCACCAUCCUCUUCUUCAACCUCUUUCUGGAGCGUGUCAUCACAGUCAUCGCCGUGGUCCUCAAGUCCUGUCACGAACAUCGGCAUAAAAAAGCUGCGCUUGCAUCAAAUGGCCAGCGAGUGUCUGAGGGAAACAGAGCUGGUGGAAAUGGAGGAGAAAGAGGAGAGGAUCUGGCUGGCUGGAAGCCUUCGGUUUACUGCGUCAUGUUCAUUCUAGGCAUGGCGGCCAUUGUGGUGUCCUGCUCUGCCUCGCUCAUGUACUCUGCAGCCGAGGGUUGGGACUACCUGGACUCGCUCUACUUCUGCUUUGUGGCCUUUAGCACAAUUGGUUUUGGAGACAUGGUGAGCAGCCAGCGGGCGGUGUACGAGGGCCACGCCACAGUCGCGUAUAGGUUGGGCAACUUCUUCUUCAUCCUGACCGGCGUCUGCUGCAUCUACUCCCUCUUCAACGUCAUCUCCAUCGUCAUCAAGCAGGUCCUGAACUGGCUCCUGAGGAGGCUGGACGCACCCUGCCGCUGCUGUUUCCCCAGGAGGGGUCACCACCCACACCGGCACCCCCGACGGAACGUGGUGGCACCGGGCCACCUGCGCGCCCGCAGAGACCCCUCCAUCGAGACGGAUGCCCUCAACGAAAGUGAGACCGACAACGGGCGCAGGAUGUCUGGGGAGAUGAUCUCCAUGAGGGACUUUCUUGCAGCCAACAAGGUCAAUCUGGCUAUUAUGCAGAAGCAGCUUUCCGAGAUGGCCAUUGGGCACCCGCGCCAGUCCAGCUCCAAUUCACGUCAGAACGGAUUCUCAGGAGGGGUGGGAGCCCUCGGCAUCAUGAACAACCGUUUGGCAGAGACUAGCGUGGACAGAUAGGGCAGACAAUUAUUUUUAGGGGUAACAAAAGGCUGCAAGGAUAAGCCGAUAAGGACACAUUUCCACUCGGGAAAGCCUUGCUGGAAAAAAGAAAAUGAGACUUUGGGUGGUUUAAAGACUGAAUACAUGACUAAUUCAUCCAUUGACAGCACGCUGACUCCCAGCAGCAAUCAUCUCCGCCAACUUCCCUGUCAAGAACAUGGCUACACUAAUGAUGAAUUAGAGAAUUAGAGGGGCUGGAGUCUGUCUUCUGAACCACAAUGUUACCGCAUGAGGAAUUCAGUUGCCAUGGUGAUAUAAAAAGAGGCCUGCCUGGAGUACUUGUAUCUAAGCCUUAAAAUCCUAAUGCACUACACGCUUCUUCACCUUACAUAUCGUCAGUGUUGGGCAAGUUACUUUUAAAAAGUAACUAGUAAUAGUUAUAGUUACUGCUCGCAAAAAAGUAACUUACUUUAUUAGUUACUCAAUUAUAAAAGUAACUAGUAACACGUUACUUUACUUUACUUUAAAAAUAAUUACAAUAAAAAUACAAGUGUUUGUGUUGUUCUGUGGCACCGUAAGAGAAAAGACAACACCCCAUCAUUGUAGCAAUUAUCAUUAUGAAAUGUAGUGGAACAAUAAAACACAAAAGAUAUAUUUUGACAUUUUGACAGGCAUCUUUAUUGUAGCCUCAACAAUCAAGUUCUAAGUAGUGCACUUGUAGUGCAAUAUGAAAUAAAAACAACUACACUAUUUUGGCAGUGUAACAAUUAAAUAAGAACUACACUCUUUUGGCAGUAACUGACACUGACUGACACUGAAGACAAACAAACUAUUUUCAGCCUCACAAAAACAAACUAACAGUGAAAUAAUUUACCUCACAUCUGGCCAUAUAGCAUAAACAAAAUCAAUAAUGGUGGAUAAACUUAAGAAGAGGUGCUUUCAGCCUUAUAAGUAAUCUCCAAGUUGUAAAUGCGCUGCUGCUCUCGCUGAUACUUGCAUCUGCCAUUGUGUG